AUGAAUCCGACAAUUAUGGCGACAUCGCUUGCGCCACCAAUGAAUACGGAGACUCUCUGCGUCGUCACUGCAGACGCUUUAUUUCUAUUGCAAUUCAUCGCUACCUUGUUGCCCAAGAAGCAGGAGAGCAGCUUCCAGCAAGCAUCACCCAUUAUCAUAUAUACGAAGCCCAGGCGUUUCUGCCUCUCAUACCAAAGAAGGGAGAAGAAGAAGAAGGCAAUGGCAGCGGCGGCAGGAGAAGUGAGGCUGAUCGGGGCGUGGCCGAGCCCGUACGUGCUGCGCCCGAGGGUCGCCCUGAACCUGAAGGGGGUGGAGUACGAGUUCUUGGAGGUGAAGUUCGGGGAGAAGAGCGAGCUGCUUCUCAGAUCCAACCCUGUGUACAAGAAGAUCCCCGUCCUCCUCCACCACGACAAGCCCGUCUGCGAGUCGAUGAUCAUCGUGGAGUACGUCGACGGGGCCUGGGCUAAUUCCGGCCAGGCCAUCUUGCCGGCCGACCCCUACGAGCGCGCCCUCCACCGCUUCUGGGCCGUCUACAUCGACGACAAGUGGUUCCCAUCAAUGGUCGGCAUCGGAAAGGCUGAAACAGAGGAGGCCAAGGCCGAAUCCGCGGAGCAAGCGCGGGCCGGGCUGAAGCUGCUCGAGGAGGCGUAUCACAAGGUACAAACAAAGUUUAUUGAUGAGGAGAAGAUGCCUCUACUUGUGGGGUGGAUGGAUAGGUUCUAUGCCCACAAGGCAACGAAGGUGGUGAUGUGA
Molecule: messenger RNA, 753 nt
Organism: Musa acuminata subsp. malaccensis (wild Malaysian banana)
Lineage: Eukaryota; Viridiplantae; Streptophyta; Magnoliopsida; Zingiberales; Musaceae
Source: RefSeq, a predicted model, not a curated record